Molecule: messenger RNA, 3562 nt
Organism: Branchiostoma floridae (Florida lancelet)
Lineage: Eukaryota; Metazoa; Chordata; Leptocardii; Amphioxiformes; Branchiostomatidae
Exons: 3
Coding region: 131-2776 (881 amino acids)
Molecular function (GO): protein binding
Source: RefSeq, a predicted model, not a curated record
UCAUCGGCAGGUAUUUUUUUUAUCGUGUGACAAAAACACACGGAGGGAGCCGAGAAAAUGGACGAUCUCUCCCUCCUAGCACCUGAAGGAUCCUUCCCCAGGGGUCAGCCGAGGUGAAGACGUCUGCCACAUGGCGUGUUUGUGUUCGGCACGGGGCAGACGGAGGGGCGCCCUGCCAGGUCUGCCCGACGCCCCGCCCCUAUCAACGGACCAGCUGAUCGCCAAGUGGCAGGCCGAGAACAGCACAGAACGGGACGAGGGUUACCAUAGCUACCACGGCCCUACGUCAUCAACGGGUCGCCAGGGGCUACCAGCAGACGGCGAGAAGCCUGCAGUUACCAAGAACUCCGCCAGGUGGCGUUGCGAGAAUGAGCGCGGGAAGCAUAAGAAGAAACUUGCUGUGGGUGAAAAACUACGGCAACCCCGUUGGGACAGGCAUUUACGACAACCUGGUAGGGACCCGCAUGUAGGCCAAUCCGGUUGGGACCAUCCUCAUUUACGGCCACUCGGUUGGGACAAGCAUGUACGGCAAUCCAGUUGGGACAGUCAUGUGGUACAGCAACACGGUUUGGACCUGCAUGUACGGCAACCCGUUUGGAACUCUCAUGCAGAGCAACCCAGUUGGGACAGUCACGUGGUACGGCAACUCGGUUGGGACAGCGACUCCGACUUUGACCAGGACUCCCCGGAACUGGACGAGCCGCCCUUCACGGUUUUCGACCGAGACGCAGAGCUGCUGAUCCGCAACGCCACCAAGCGGCGUCCCGCGAAUGUGCAGGCGGUGGUGAUCAACACCUUCGUGUCCGGCGGUCCCGGUCAGCUGACUGUGGCGCGAGGCGACGUGGUGCGGGUCCUGUACAGGACAGAGGACUGGGUGCGGGUCGCCAACGUCUGGCGUGACCGAGGCUUCAUCCCGUAUAGCUACGUCUGGCCGCUCGGUCGCAGAUUCCCGAGGAAACCGGAGCGGCAACGGUCGCACACCUCACCGCCUCACGCUAUCGACCCCGGCGGGCACGGGUGGACAUGCCACCAAGGAGAACCGGAGCAGGAUCCGGUGGCUGUUGCGUCGGAUUCUCCCGAUCGUUCGGACGGCUCUCUGUCGGACGACGCGGGAGACGGCUUCUUUGCGCGGCUCCUGCACGGCCCGGCUCUGACGGUGCUGUUCGACUUUCGCGCCAUUGACGAGGAUGACGUCACAGUCAGACGUGGGGAGACCGUGAUGUUGUUGAACGAGGAGGACGCUGAUUGGGUGUGGGUGCGGAACAGGGCGGGGCGAGAGGGGUUCAUGCCCAGGAGAUACGCCGUGCAGACAUGCGAAGCCUGCAGGGUCGUCUUAAGGAAAAACUUGAAACUGAAACUGCACGGCCAUCCAUGGGAACGAGAGGCGACCGGAGGACAUUGGGAACGAUUCCACACUGACACUCCCGACGAAAACCCACAACUGCCAAGUACUUCCUGUCGACAGUUAGCUGAUGACUUCUUUCCUACCCAAGACUGUAAGUCUGUUUUUGAAGAGAAGAAUACAAUGAGUUUUGCACAGAAAGUUGCUUCAGACCCGACAACAUGGCAGGAGGGAAAUAGAGAAGACUCUGAGCAGAGGCCACAAGGAUGGUGGAAAGUACCUCACAAACAACAAAGAACAGCAUUCACCACAGACGGUAUGGCUGAGCGAUCUGCAUGCACGUGUGCAGCAAGGGUGGACAAGGAGGGGACACGACGGCAAAAAGAACGGAAGGAAGACAAAGAAGAGUGGCCACAAGGAUGCCAAACAUCUUCUGAGGAACUCAAAGACUUCAGGGGCAAUUCUCAAGGAGUUAUAAAAGACUGCCAUAGGAGAAAAAUGAUAUUGAGCGAAAACAGGAAAUGUUUUGGGUUGGGAAAUAUGGAACAUGUACCAGGGCUGCCGAUAAGAAACCAUACAGGAGCAGCUCAGAAGCAGAAAGGGGUGUGUUUUUUAGAGCAAGAAUCUGCAAAAACCUCCUCAAAGGAACAAGCAGAAGGAACAAACUACAAGAAGUCACCUUGGUGGAAUCUGGAGACGUCUCAAGACUGUAGCAUGAUACUCAGGGACAAACUUGCAAGGGGCCAAAACUGGGAACGAGAGCAGGGCCAAAGCUGGGAACGAGAGCAGGGCCAAACCUGGGAACAAGGCCAAACCUGGGAACAAGGCCAAACCUGGGAACAAGAACAGGGCGAAACCUGGGAACAAGAACAGGGCCAAAGCUGGGAAGAAAAACAGGACCAAAGCUGGGAACGAGAACAAGGCCAAACCUGGGAACGAGAACAGGGCCAAACCUGGGAACGAGAACAGGGCCAAGCCUGGGAACAAGAGCAGGGCCAAACCUGGGAACAAGAGCAAAGCCAAACCUGGGAACAAGAAAAGGGCCAAAGCUGGGAACAAGAGCAAAGCCAAACCUGGGAACAAGAAAAGGGCCAAAGCUGGGAAAGAGAACAGGGCCAAAGCUGGGAACGAGAACAGGGCCAAACCUGGGAACAAGAGCAGGGCCAAACCUGGGAAAGAGAACAGAGCCAGACCUGGGAACAAGAAAGGCGCCAAGCCUGGGAAGAAGCAGGGGCUACCUCAAGAGAAAGACGUAAACUUUUGAAUGAAGACCGAGACAGCAAAGUGACGAGACAGAACUAUCGUACACAACUCAGGAAACAAGCGAUGGAUAACAUGAGGAAACAGAGAAACAGUGGAUGGGACGUGCCAACAGGACACUCUGCUAUGGGGAGGGGAGGGGUUUAUAUCAGCAAACUAGAGACCGCUCUGUGAGACAGAAGUGUGUUGAUUACUUUGUCACAGUUGCCAUUGUACUGUGUACAACUGUCGAACUAUAAAGUUCAUUCAUUCUUUUGAUGAAGAAUUUAACAUGGAAUUUGACUUGCACAUGGUCCAAAGUUCCAAAGCUCAUAAACCAAGAAAAAAAUAAAGCAAUGUAAAACAUGUCAGUGCUAAACCUCUACAGUUUCAUCCAUUCCUUCAUCCAAAAAAAGUACAGAUCUCACCCCCAUUUAUACAAUGUAUUCUUCCAACACAUCACAGUAAGAUGGUUACUGGCAUCUCCCAUUACGAACAGUAGGGGUGGUCACAACACAUUAGAAUCAAGUUUUGCUCAUUACAUGCAGUCAUCACAGCAGAAAAGAAUGUAGUGAACACUAAAAGACCGUUCGUUUGUGUGGUACACCAGUUUAAUUCCUUGGUUUUCAAAUUAUGAACAAGAAAAAGAAGCAAGAAGAUUAUACAUUGUAUCUCGCCUAUACUGCAGAUUAUGAUGAGAAAAUGAAAAUGUUACACAGAUUUUUAAAUUUAAUUUUAUGCAUGACACCCAUCUGUAUAUACACCGAUAUUUCUAUUUUCAAAGAUGAGAAAAAUUUAAUAUUUUCACAAAAUGGAAUCAGUACUGGACAAUACUUGCAACAAUUUUUCUGGAUCAGAAUUGUGGUCAUCCAUAAAGUCAAGGUGAUGUGUCGUUAGCACACACAGGCAUCGAUCAUGAGAACAAACAGCUCUCAUCUCACAUCAUACUUGUUGACAUAACUUAAUCUGGUCAAUCUACUU